AUGGCGCCGGCACAGAUAGUGGCAGAAUUGGACCCCUUUGCAUCCGCGCUGGAUUUGGAGGAGCACCACUUUCGGGACGGCAGAGAGGCUGGAAUGCAGGAGGGAAAGGCAGCCGGGUAUGCAGAGGGCCGGGCCAUGGGCGUCGAACAAGGUUUUCGCAUCUCAUAUGAAGUUGCCUUUUAUUCGGGCUGCCUCAGUCAGUGGCACACAGCCGGGGAGCAUGGCGGCCGCUUGAAGCUCAACCCCCGGGUCCUACGACACAUGGCACUACUGGAGGAUCUCGUGCGGUCCUUCCCCUGGUCUGAUGCUCAGGACCCCAACCUGCAUCAGCUCGUGGAGGCCAUGCGUGGCCGCUUCAAGACCCUGGUGACCAUGCUGGGGCUGGGCGAUGCCUACGGCAUCGCCCAUGCAGCUGACGAGUCCCUGUCCUUCUGA
This is a messenger RNA of Auxenochlorella protothecoides, 435 nucleotides long. RefSeq names its product Oral cancer-overexpressed protein 1-like protein. The coding region runs from base 1 to 435 and encodes 144 amino acids. The transcript is spliced from 3 exons. The record is from RefSeq and is a predicted model, not a curated record. NCBI's taxonomy places the organism in Eukaryota, Viridiplantae, Chlorophyta, Trebouxiophyceae, Chlorellales, Chlorellaceae.